GGGAGUCGCAGUCAGUGUGGCAGCUGGGAAUGUGAGGGUUUCAACACAGACCGCUAUUUUCAGGACUGGGAAGAGUAGCAGGGCUGGCCGGGGAGAGGCUCUGCCCACAGCUCAGCUAUAGCCAACACGCUGUCUUAAUUUGAAGUCCAAACAGGCGAUCUGCGUUUUUUGUCCGGGGGGGUGUCGGUGUUCUCGGACCGCAUCAGAUGGUCAACGGACAGCCGCUGGUGGCUCACUGCGGGGCUGCGUGCUAGAGGGAACCAGCCGGAGCACUGUGUUUGUUCGCUAACACCUUACCUCCUGUCUGGUGGGUCCGGUUGAAAAUGCAGUGAAGUGUCAGCCGUUAAAACGGUAUAAUCUUAAUGGUUCCCGGUGUGAAACGCUCGGUUAAAUGCGCCUGUUUCACCGCUACGAAACCACGCACGCCAACGACGAUGGACUGAAAUCUGCGGCGGGGGCGAACGACACACAACCUGCCGCGAUUUCCUGCAUGUAAAUAAAUAAAUGAUAGAGGAUACAAUGACCCUGCUGUCUCUGUUAGGUCGGAUCAUGCGUUAUUUUCUGCUCAGACCGGAGACCUUGUUCCUACUGUGUAUCAGCCUGGCUCUGUGGAGUUACUUCUUCCACACGGACGAAGUGAAGACCAUCGUCAAGUCCAGCCGGGAUGCGGUCAAGAUGGUCAAGGGGAAAGUGGCGGAGAUGAUGCAGAAUGAGCGGUUCGGCGGGCUGGACGUCCUGGACGCGGAGUUCGCCAAGACCUGGGAGUUCAAGAGCAACAACGUGGCCGUGUACUCCAUCCAAGGCCGGCGAGACCACAUGGAGGAUAGGUUCGAGGUGCUCACCGACAUCGUCAACAAGAGUCACCCGUCUAUAUUUGGGAUUUUUGAUGGCCACGGAGGAGAGGCUGCUGCUGACUUUGCCAAGGCCCACCUGCCCGAGGCUCUCCGCCAGCAGCUACUGGCCUAUGAAAGGGAGAAAGAGCGAGACAGAGAAAAAGAUAAGGAGAAAGAUGAAAAAAAGGAGAGAGGUGGUCUUUCCUAUCCUUCCAUCCUGGAGCAGCAGAUCCUGUCAUUGGAUAGAGAAAUGCUGGACAAGCUUUCUGCCACUUACAAUGAAGCAGGUACUACAUGUCUGGUGGCCCUGCUCUCUGAUAAGGAAUUGACGGUGGCCAACGUCGGCGACUCACGUGGAGUUCUUUGCGAUAAAGACGGCAAUGCCAUUCCUCUAUCGCAUGACCACAAACCUUACCAGCUCAAAGAACGCAAAAGGAUCAAGAAAGCCGGUGGUUUCAUCAGUUUCAAUGGCUCAUGGCGUGUCCAGGGCAUCUUGGCCAUGUCGCGUUCUCUGGGCGAUUACCCUCUGAAGAACCUCAACGUGGUCAUUCCUGAUCCCGACAUCAUAUCCUUUGACCUGAACAAGCUGCAGCCGGAGUUCAUGAUCCUGGCGUCCGAUGGCCUGUGGGACACCUUCAGCAACGAGGAGGCGGUGCGCUUUAUCAGGGAACGACUGGACGAGCCUCACUUUGGCGCCAAGAGCAUUGUCCUCCAGUCCUUCUAUCGUGGUUGUCCUGACAACAUCACCGUCAUGGUGGUAAAGUUUAAAGGCAAGGCCAGCGAGCAGUAGGCCAUCCAUCUACCACAUACAGUAUCUCUAUUAUGUCUGAAUAUGAGUAAGAAUAGGUUUAAGAUGAAAGAUUUAAAAACCGAGCCUGCUAUUUUUUUGGAGGAAGAACUAUUUCUAUCGCUGAUAUUUACAGAAGUUAGCCCUUCAGUGCAUCAACCCCCCUUUCAUUUAGGCUUAGCCAUAUCUUUGAGACACCGUAAUGCAAGCUGAGUCACUGUUAUGCAAAUAAACAGGUUUAGCUUUGUGCAGCUAUGGGGUAUGCCCCUGAGUCUGCACACAUUUGUAUGUAUGACUGUGUGUGUGUGUGUGUGUGGUUGAGAGGAGAAACAGUGAGUCUGUCUUAGUGUAAUAAACUUGCACACAAGUGUCACGUUCACCACCAAUUAAUUGUCUAGCCAAUGAUGAUAUAGUUAUACAUGAUAGCAUGGAGUUCUACUUCUAUAUUUUUUCAUACAUGUGAUGUCUCUCACUCGAUGUCUAUGUGACCACUGAUUUUAUAUUUUUAGUUUCCUAACUCUGUGUUUUCAUAUUGUCUUAUUGUAUUGACAUCUACCAAGUGACUGCACUGAAAAUUCUGUCCUUUAUCACGUUGGCAGGUUACUUUUUUCCUCAGUCAAACACGUCACUGGUGCAAAUCAUUAAUAAAUUUAUUCCCUUUAUUCAUGGACAACACAAUAAUAUGCCUACGCUUGUUCAGACAUCACCAUUCAUGUUGUACAGCAAUAGAACUGAUUACAGUGUUAAACCACACCUGCUGAAUGAGUGAAUGAAUGGCUUUGUCUUGAGUUGCCCCAUUUAGUCCAUUUAGAAUGACUGCUGUUACUUUCUGUGCUGAUAAAGUCUCAUAUCUGCUUUGAUUGUCUAUAACUUUUAAGAUUUUAAAGCUAAGACUAGUUUGGUCUGUUCUAUUUCACUGUUCAGCCCCAACUUAUCAGGACUCACGUAGCUACAGAUAAGGCAGUAACUGUAGGAUAAUAGUGUAGCUUGUCAAAGUGUAAAUGAAGUGUCAUGUUAAAUGGGUUUAAAUGUAAUACAAUCUUUAAAGCAAUACAUUUCCAUAGUAUGAUGUUCUAGUAACAUCACAUUAUGACACUAACUGCUAAUUGUUUAUUAAUUCAGACAGUUAUAUGAGUUUAAUAACAUUGACUGUUAUUGUAUGACGCUGUAAUAAAAGGUAAUAAGUUUUAUCAAUACAUAAUAAUUGAUGUACUAAUAAUUGGAAGUUAAAAUUUUAUAUAAUGUUAUGUGAUAUACAACCCUUCUAAACAGGCUUUAUUUACAUACUGACAUGCUAUUCUGUUCUCUGACUUUUCCUACAUUUACUACAAUCCACAUGAGAUAUAAAAUAAACAGAAGCUGACAACUUACUGUCGAAGUGUCUUGUAUUAAUGUCACAUUCAUCAAGAGAAAAGUCCUUCAUCCUGAUCAUUACUUGUUCAAUCUCCAUUUUCCUGAACUGUAACUCAAAAUGUAACAAGCCUUUGAAUGAAAUGCGUUAUUGUUGCCUUAUUUUCUUAACUGUUCAUUUCCCGUUAUCAAGUCUGCUGCCAAAACUACUUCUCGAUUUUUAAUGUAAUGCAGUCGAUCAUACCUUGCACACUGCACGACCACAGUGUCAUACGUUGUCAACUCAUAUGUAGAAUAGCAUUGUUGAAAGAAUGUCUCCGAGAGACAUGAAACUGUAAGAUGAAUGUACAUACUGUCCUCAUGUUAGUGUCAUCCCUCCAGUGUUUAUACAGCAGUGAAGAAAGCAAUGCGCCUGUUCCUGGAUUGUUUCAGAGAUAUAUACCAGAUAAAACUGUUUGUUUGUGCUUCUUCGGUUCACAUUCUUCCUUGAUGAUGUACCUUACAGAAUGUUUAUGUGGCAUUUGUACUUGUUUUUGUUGACUUUAAUAAACUGUAAAGAAAAGAAUUCAGAAAUUUUAAAAUGUAAAUCAAAAAGGUAACAUUAAAAUGAUAAAUGAUC
Toxotes jaculatrix (banded archerfish) is the source of this 3589-nucleotide messenger RNA. It is a transcript of the gene ppm1lb, whose product is annotated as protein phosphatase, Mg2+/Mn2+ dependent, 1Lb. Lineage: Eukaryota; Metazoa; Chordata; Actinopteri; Toxotidae. Gene Ontology annotation, biological process: protein dephosphorylation. The record is from RefSeq and is a predicted model, not a curated record. Bases 505 to 1623 code for a protein of 372 amino acids. Gene Ontology annotation, molecular function: cation binding; protein serine/threonine phosphatase activity. The transcript is spliced from 4 exons.